Messenger RNA from Penicillium verrucosum, 381 nucleotides. RefSeq lists its product as uncharacterized. The transcript is spliced from 2 exons. The record is from RefSeq and is a predicted model, not a curated record. The coding region runs from base 1 to 381 and encodes 126 amino acids. Lineage: Eukaryota; Fungi; Ascomycota; Eurotiomycetes; Eurotiales; Aspergillaceae.
AUGUGUGCUAUAGGAGGCAAUGCAGUAAUCCCGACGCGAACGGGGGCGGAUUUGCAGGACAUAUUCGCGCAUCAAUGGCCAGCCUCCAACAGGGGGCAAUAUCCCAAAGACGUACUGGUUCCCAGUCCACAGUAUACGCUACCGGGGCACAACGACAUUGAAACGGCAUUUUCAAAAGCCAGAAAUGACAACGAGCACGACCAACGGCUCGAGAACUGCGAUCCAUCCAGGCAGUUCAAAACCCACAGCGACCGUCUGGGCCAACACGUGUUAGUCCUGAUAUACAAGCACAUCCGAGCCAUAGGUCGCGGGACAGAUCUAACAAAAUCCAACAAAUGUCACCAUCAGGUGGAUCCCUAUACACGUUGGUAUGGGCGGUAA